AGCAGUCCUAUAAGUGGGCGCGCAAGAGAUCAAACGGAGGGAAUGCCGGCCUGUGCGAGCAGAGAAGAAGCUGAUGAUGAUGAAGAAGACUACGGUAAGAGUGGAUAAUAACGAGCUCUGUAGCAGCUGGGUGGUGGAUAUGGAGAAACUGCUACCAGGCACCGGCCCGUCAGAGGAGGCGGCACGAUGGGGCAAGCCGUCCAUCUACCGGGUGCCGGAGCAUCUCAAGAGCUUUACCAACAAAAGUGCCUACAUGCCGUGCCUGGUUUCCCUGGGCCCCUUCCACCACGGUAAGCCUGAGCUGCUUCCCAUGGAGGAGCACAAACGCCGGGCGGUGCUGCACCUGGUCAAGCGCUCCGCCGGCAAGUCGCUCCGCGACUUCGUCGAUGCGGUCGAGGAGAUGGCGGAUCAGCUGCUGGAAGCCUACCAUGGCCUCGAUGAGAAAUGGCGUGGGGCGAGCAGAGGUCGCUUCGUCGAGAUGAUGGUCAUGGAUGGGUGCUUCUUGCUAGAGCUCAUGUCGGAGAAUGGAAGGCAGGGGGACUAUGCGCCCAAUGAUCCCAUCUUCAGCGACCACGGUAACCAUGUUUUGUGGCCGGGCUUCCGGUCCGACAUGAUCGUGAUGGAAAACCAGUUGCCUCUGAUCGUUCUACAAAGGCUUUUAGCCGUGCAGCUUGGAACUACUCCGAGUGCUGCGGACAUCAACGAAAUGGUAGUGCGUUAUCUGCACUAUUUCUCGUGCGAUGAAGGUCCUGCCAAUGAUGAAUAUCUUGGCAAGCUAGGCCUCCAUCCGUUCGAAAUUUUACAUAGAACCCUAUGUGGCCCCCGUGCACACCACGAAGACCGUCCGGAUUCAGACUCGUCCGUGUACGUGGAUCCCAUAUGCAUGCCAUCUGCCGUGGAGCUCAGCGAGGCAGGGAUCCAUUUCAAGAAAUGCACUCACUUCAUCAAUGACAUUGACUUCAAAAAUGGCGUGCUGAGCAUGCCAGUAAUCGAGGCCUACGGGGACACGGAGAAACUCUAUCUGAAUCUGCUCGCCUUCGAGCAGGUUCACCCAGACAUAGGGUACCAAGUGCUGUCCUACGUAGCCUUCGUGGUCAAUCUGAUUAAAUCGGAAAGAGAUGUCGCGCUGCUCAGGUCCAAAGAGCUCAUCAAGAACUUUUGGGGCAGCGACGACAAGGAGUUGGCAGAGAUGUUAAACACCGUGGGCAAGGCAUCACUGAUGCACCCGUCCACCAAGCUGAUCGUCGUGCAAAAGAAUGUGAACACCCACUGCGCCAAACACUGGAACGCCCACUACGCCAAACACUUGAACAAGUGGGGAGCCAACUUCGUGCAUAGCUACAUGAGCAACCCAUGGGUGUUCAUCUCGCUCGUUGCCGCCGUCAUCCUACUCAUGGCCACCUUGCUGCAAACUGUCUACACUGUCCUCCCCUUUUACAAGAGUUAGCAGUAAGCAUGUGGCUAUGCGUGACUGUAUCUAUAUUGCACCCGUGGACUAGUAUUGUUUUUUCAUUCCAUUAUUUAUCGAGCAUAGUCAUUGUCUAAAGGUACACUGUAAUUUUUAUUCAGUUAUGACAAAUUUUGGUACCCAUUACUCUGUAUAUAUGCCUUUU
Messenger RNA from Setaria italica (foxtail millet), 1613 nucleotides. RefSeq names its product UPF0481 protein At3g47200. The transcript is spliced from 2 exons. The record is from RefSeq and is a predicted model, not a curated record. Lineage: Eukaryota; Viridiplantae; Streptophyta; Magnoliopsida; Poales; Poaceae. The coding region runs from base 74 to 1447 and encodes 457 amino acids.